Hibiscus syriacus is the source of this 1353-nucleotide messenger RNA. Its product is annotated as transcription factor BIM2-like. NCBI's taxonomy places the organism in Eukaryota, Viridiplantae, Streptophyta, Magnoliopsida, Malvales, Malvaceae. Bases 238 to 1215 code for a protein of 325 amino acids. Gene Ontology annotation, biological process: DNA-templated transcription. Gene Ontology annotation, molecular function: protein dimerization activity; DNA-binding transcription factor activity. The transcript is spliced from 7 exons. The record is from RefSeq and is a predicted model, not a curated record.
UUGUCGUUGUCGUUGUCGCCACUUUCCUUUCCAUCAAAACCAGAUUACUUUGUUCAAUCACACUGUUUUUGUUCUCGCCGGGAACCAACCGAAAAAACUUCAUAUUUUCCUUUCUCCACUUUCUCUCCAAUUCCUUCCACUUCUCCCCCAUCAAUCUAUCAUAAAGUCUUCAAUUUUUUUUUGCGGGGUUUACUUUUAUAGUGCGUAUAUUUGUGACAUCUGGAGAAGAAAAAAGAAAUGAGGACGGGAAAGGGAAGUCAAGAGGAAGAUGAGUUUGGUUCCAAAAAAGCAAGGCCUUCGGUUUACACUGUGUCUGUCAACGCCAAUAACAAAACCGACAUCAACAAUGAAGCAGAUGGGAAUAACACUGAUAAAGCUAAAGCGAUGCGAUCGAAACAUUCUGUUACCGAGCAGAGGAGGAGGAGUAAGAUAAAUGAGAGGUUUCAGAUAUCGAGAGAGCUUAUACCAAACACGGAUCAAAAGAGAGAUACAGCUUCAUUCUUGCUAGAGGUCACAGAGUAUGUCCAAUUUUUACAGGAGAAGGUUACAAACUACGAAAGUUCAUACCGGGGAUGGAGUUCAGAGCCCACGAAAUUAAUGCCAUGGAGAAACAAUCAUUGGCGCUUUCAGAGUUUUGUUGGUCAACCACAAACUAUUAAAAAUGAUUCUGGUCCAGGGUCAACAUUUCCCGGGAAGUUGGAUGAGAAUAACAUCAAUAUGAGCCCACGAAUGAUCACAAGUGCACUGAAUCCUGCCGAAGCUGAUCCUAUCAGAGAUGCGACAUCCAAAGCUAUGGAUCAGCAACCCGAGUUGGCAAACAAGGGAAUGCCUCUGUCCAUUCGAGGUGAUAAUGUGUUUGGUCAUCCAAUUCUGAGACCCAUGUCCGAGGCUCAAUCAACCAAAUGUCUUAUCAGCAAUGACACAUCGAACCAACAGGACAAUCUGACUAUUGAAGGAGGAACAAUUAGCAUCUCCGGCGUCUACUCUCAGGGGUUAUUGACUUCUCUCACGCAAGCACUGCAGAGCGUGGGUUUGGAUCUGUCACAGGCCAACAUCUCAGUGCAGAUAGAUCUUGGAAAGCAUUCGAAUAGAGGGCUAACAACCGGCACAUCUGCUGAGGAACCGCAGAACUCCCCUGUUCUGGCAACGACCCAUCUUAGAGACAUGAGCAGUGGAGAGGAAUCUGAUCCAGUUCAAAAACGGUUGAAGAAAUAAGACCGGCAAAAGUUUUUCAACUUCAGUUUUACCCUUUUUGUCAUCUGAUAUUCCUGUUUCGUCACAGUUUCACUUUGUUUUGGUUAUCGUAAAUGCUUCGGUUUUGUGUAUUUUGGGGUCAAUGAUCUAGCUCCGUUA